Messenger RNA from Dentiscutata erythropus, 603 nucleotides. Lineage: Eukaryota; Fungi; Glomeromycota; Glomeromycetes; Diversisporales; Gigasporaceae. The record is from the annotation of a GenBank genome assembly.
AUGUGCUCUCGAAUAACUCCGAAAAAAAAGCUAACUGCUAUUGAAAAUACUGAUGAUUCUCAUCUUAAAACUACUAUUCUACCACAAGAAUCAAUCAUCUUCAUAGUUGGUCAAAUGGAAAUUAUAGAUAAUAAAUUCUAUGUUAAUGUAAAGGAUAUUAACUACAUUACUUUUAAAAAAAAAAUUUCCAAAACAGAUAACAACCAACUCCAAUCAACUUUGACUAAUUUGACAAGAACAAAACUCUUAAAUAUCUACCAAAAUAUUACCAAAAAUUUAAAAGAUACACCCAUAACCCAAACACUACUAUUAACAACAUCAAGUAAUAUUAAAAAUGAAACAUUAGUAAAAUAUAAAAGAUCCAAAGAAAUUGACCAACCUAUCAACAUAGAAUUCACUAAUGCUAAUAAUUAUAAAUUCGAAGCAAACGAAGCUAAUUCUACCAAAAUAAAUCAAGAAGUACCUGAAAAACCAAUCAAAAAAAACAAGUCAAAAAAAAAUUCUGCUUACAAUCAAAUAAAAGAACAUCUAAUUAGAACUACGUGUGGUUCUAAAAAAUCACUUUAUGCAACUGUAGAAGAUUUUGAAUCCAAUAAAAAGUAA